Dovyalis caffra is the source of this 1068-nucleotide messenger RNA. The record is from the annotation of a GenBank genome assembly. Lineage: Eukaryota; Viridiplantae; Streptophyta; Magnoliopsida; Malpighiales; Salicaceae.
AUGGAACAAUCAUCAUCAGAAACCAGGAAGCGAAAAUACGCAACUGAAGCAGCAUUACCAGAACAUUCCACGAUCCGAAGUAGAAAGAAAGAACAACAGCAACAGCCAAGCCUCAGAAACCCACUUCAAGAUCUCAAUAAUGGUGGCAUUGCAAGCACCGGCAUUGAUAACACCAGCAAUGCUUCUUCUUUAUCCUACACUGAAUCUUCAAAGGGUUAUCUCAGGUUCUUCCUCUCUCACGCUUCUUCCUCUAAGACUACAAAAGCCCCAUUAAAAAAUGGUGGUAAUAAUACUCAAAGACAGGUUAAAGUAAAGCCCUUCUCCUCCAAAACCCCUAAGUCAGCACCUAGCAUGAGACCCAGUAAGGAGAAAUCACCAAGGAAGAAACUUUUUGAUAAACCCAUUUCAAAAGAGGUGGAGAAGGGGAAGAGAAAGCAUCCUCCAUGUCUGUAUCAGUGGCAAUCUGGUAAGAAACUCACAUCAUAUAGGAAAGGAAUUCAUGAUAGUUCUAAAGUUUGUUUCUUUUUGGAAUCCAAUGGUAGUCUUGUAAGUAAUAAUCUGAAAUCUGGGUCUGGAGAGUUUGAAAAGGUGAUAAUUGAUGGAGUUUGUGAAGGUAAUGAAGCAAAUUUGACUCUGUGUAAAGUGGCAAGUGGGUCUGGUUUAAAUUUCGGAGUUGAUGGGAGUUGUAAAACUGACACAAACUCAACAAGUAGCAAUACCAAGACACCUCCAAUUCAGCCCUCAGCAUCACCAGAGAUACAAUGUGGAUCAUCUAUGAAGCUAAUGACAGAAAAAAUGGUCACUCCUCCUACUUGUUAUGGUGCUGGUCAUGUUUUUUCUGGGGUCACUGACAAGAGGAAGUGUAAGCCCAGAGGGAUGCUGCUCAGUGAAGGGAAAGCCAAAGCUAGUGGUAGUUUUGAUACAGAUGAUAAUACCCAACAAGAGAAUGAGAUAGGUCUUGUUGAAAAUUCUGAUGUUUCUAUAUUGCCUUUGCCUAUUGAGGCUUCAGUGCAUUGGUUUUUAUCACCACCUGACGAGGAGGAUGAGGAUCAAAAGAAGAAUUCUUGA